UGUCCGGCCGUUUUCAUACGUGGGUGUCGACUACUUUGGACCAUUGUUGGUGUCCGUACGCAGGAGCACGGAGAAGAGGUACGGCGUGCUCUUUACUUGCCUGACAACGAGAGCGGUUCACUUGGAGAUAGCGUACUCAUUAUCUGCCGAUUCGUGUAUCCUGGCCAUUCGGAGUUUUAUGGCCAGACGCGGCGUCCCACGUGAAUUUUGGAGUGAUAACGCCACCAAUUUCAAGGCCACACAGCGGGAACUCAGUGCUUCCUUUAACGAAAUGGACAAGGACAAGCUUGUACGCGCCUUUACGAGCUCUUCCAUGAAGUGGAUGUUCAUACCACCAGCAUCGCCACACAUGGGUGGUGCCUGGGAAAGGCUAGUUAGGUCGGUAAAAGACGUCCUUUCGAAGAUACUACAGUCGCAGCGACCGUCUGAUGAGCUAUUGCGAGGAGCCUUAAUGGAAGUCGAAUCCAUCGUCAACUCCCGACCACUCACCUACAUACCGCUGGAUCACUAUGAAGACGAGGCUCUCACACCAAAUCACUUCUUGAUUUGCAGCUCCAGCGGAAUGAAGCCCUUGAUAGAGUUUGUUGAUGAAGCAGUUCAAAUGCGAAGAG
This is a messenger RNA of Rhagoletis zephyria (snowberry fruit fly), 611 nucleotides long. RefSeq lists its product as uncharacterized. Gene Ontology annotation, biological process: DNA integration. Gene Ontology annotation, molecular function: nucleic acid binding. The record is from RefSeq and is a predicted model, not a curated record. Lineage: Eukaryota; Metazoa; Arthropoda; Insecta; Diptera; Tephritidae.